Molecule: messenger RNA, 1651 nt
Organism: Ciona intestinalis (vase tunicate)
Lineage: Eukaryota; Metazoa; Chordata; Ascidiacea; Phlebobranchia; Cionidae
Product: aldehyde dehydrogenase, dimeric NADP-preferring-like
Biological process (GO): aldehyde metabolic process
Cellular component (GO): cytoplasm
Molecular function (GO): aldehyde dehydrogenase (NAD+) activity
Source: RefSeq, a predicted model, not a curated record
UUAAUUUUCAUUAAUAUUUGUAUAUAUAUAUAUAUCGACUUAGUUAAACAUGGGUAGAGACUAUAUUUCUGCAAUUGUUGCUGCAAAGGAAGCAUUCUCCAGUGGUAAAACCAAGGAUGUUAAGUUUCGCAAGCAGCAGUUGCAAAAGUUGUUUAAAUGUGUGAGAGAUAAUGAAGUUAGGUGGUGUGAAGCUUUGAAGAAAGAUCUAAAUAAAUCUAAAACUGAAGCAGUCUCUGCUGAAAUUAUUCUGGUAAACAACGAAAUUGUAACAGCGAUUAAAAAUCUGGAUCAGUGGGUAAAAAACGAACCGAAGAAAAAAGAAUUGGCAACAAUUACAGCCGAUAUUUACACAAGAAAGGAGCCAUUUGGAACAUGUCUCAUCAUGUCUGCAUGGAAUUAUCCAUUUCUUUUAAUGCUGGCUCCAAUGAUUGGUGCAAUUGCUGCUGGAAACUGUGUUGUUAUUAAACCCAGCGAAUGUGCAGCCCACACAGCCAAGUUGCUUCAGGAGUUGUUGCCACAAUACAUUGAUCCAACCUGCUACCCUGUGAUUGUGCUUGAUGCUAAAGAUUCUGCUGACUUGGUUACCAAUAAUCGAUUUGACUUUAUAUUUUUCACAGGAGGAACAGCCAUCGGGAGAAUUGUGAUGAAGGCAGCCGCUGAGUACUUGACCCCAGUAGUGCUGGAACUUGGAGGUAAAAAUCCAUGCUUUGUUGAUGAUUCGUGUGACAUCCGUAAUACUGCGCGGAGAAUAUGCUGGGGCAGAUUUCUUAACACGGGUCAAUUGUGUCUUUGCCCAGAUUAUGUCUUAUGCUCACAAGGUGUCCGGGAUAAAUUUGUGGAGGAAAUAAAGCUUGCUUUAAAAGAGUUUUACGGAUCAGAUCCAAAGCAUUCACCAGACUAUGGGAGGAUAAUCAAUGAACGACAAACACUACGCUUGAAGAAAGUGAUUGAAUCUGGAGCUGGGAAGAUAGUUGUGGGUGGAGAGGUUGAUGUAAAGGAACGUUAUGUUGCACCAACUGUGGUCACUGAUAUUCCAGCGGAUUCUGCUUACAUGCAGCAAGAAAUGUUUGGCCCCAUUUUGCUUGUUGUCACUGUCAAAGAUAUGGAUGAAGCUAUUGCUGUUGUAAACAGCAGAGAGAAGCCAUUAGCAAUGUACAUAUUUGCUAAGAAUAAAAAGCUUGUAAAUAAGAUCCUAUCCAACACCUCUAGUGGAGGAGUUACUGUUAAUGAUGUUGUGAUGCAUUACGUUCCUCAUUCGCUUCCAUUUGGUGGUGUAGGGGAAAGUGGAAUGGGAGCCUACCAUGGGAAACACACCUUUGACACCUUUUCUCACAGACGAAGCUGUUUAGUUGAUGGGAAUCCAGAGUUUUUCAAUUCCUUACGUUACCCUCCUCAUUCUCAGAAAAAGCUUUCCAUUAUUCGACUUGUUCUGAUGAAAAACAUGCAAAAACCAGGAUUUGUAGCUUUCUUGCAAUCUCUAGUAGGAUUGGCUCUUUUUGGUGUACUUAUUGCCUGUGCUGUGCGACUGUUUGUGCAACUUUAAAGCAAAAUCUAUAUUUCUAAUUCUCUCUUUCAAUUUAAAAGCGACUACCACCGUGAUUUCCCCUAAUGUAAAGUAAAGCUCUGCGUUCACUCUUGUAUAAUUUCGAUA